Molecule: messenger RNA, 2863 nt
Organism: Patella vulgata (common limpet)
Lineage: Eukaryota; Metazoa; Mollusca; Gastropoda; Patellidae
Exons: 6
Coding region: 96-1331 (411 amino acids)
Biological process (GO): negative regulation of inflammatory response
Source: RefSeq, a predicted model, not a curated record
UGUUAUGAUAAACAAAUAUGGCGGUUAUCUGACCCGAGAAAAAUAUAUUCCAAAGGUAUUUUCCAUUUUAUCAAAGUCAGUCAGGAAAACGGUAAAUGUUUAAGAUGGAUAUGGUAUUUAAGGUGGUAAUCAUUAUUGUGGUAACAGUUUACAGCACUGAUGCUGCGUGUAAUGGGAACACAACUCAAAGGAAGGUUGGUUCAGAUCAAACUGAGUAUGCCUCGUCUCCAGGCUAUCUCAAUUCCAACUAUACCAAUAAUUUGACUUGUCGAUGGUUGUUUACACCAAAAUGUCAAAAUGAAGGACGCCUUCAUGUGGAAUUUGUUGAUAUGGAUAUCCAGAGGCCUGUUGAUUUGAAUUGUGUCGAUUAUAUUGAUCUUUAUAAAGGUCAAACCCCUACAUCGGGGUUAAAAAUAGCCAGAAUGUGUGGAAAACCAGGAUAUGAAGCAUAUCAUGGUGAUAUAAAGGGCAAUCUGUUAAUUAUUUUUCAUUCGGAUGCCACUGAGACUGGAAAGGGGUUCUAUGCCAAGAUAACUUGCAUCAAGAUAGAAGAGUUCCCGGUUGCGGCAGUAGCAGUGCCAGUGACUUUAGUUUCAUUGAUUGUACUAUUUUGUGUGUUUAAGAAGAAGCAAGCCAUAGCUGCUAAACGCCUUGCUGAAGCGGAAGCAGCCAAGAAAAAAGCCGAAGAGGCUAAGAAGAAAGCCGAAGGGGCUAAGAAAAACGCUAAUGCGGCUUCUGCUACUAAAAAGACAGCUACUGGAGAUAAGGCAUCAACUAGUGCCCAGGCUACUACUGAUGCCAAGCCUGCUACUGGUGACAAUGAAGCUUCUAAGAGUUCACCCACUACUGAUACCCCCAAGAAAGUACAAGGGGGUGCUAUAAGUGCUGAAUCUCCCACCAACAUAGCCCCCACUACGACAGAUAUUGUCUCUGCAACACAAGUAAGCGCAAUUACGCCUGCAGUCGAUCCGAAACCCAAAGAGCAAAUACAAAAUGCCAUGGCAAUACCAGAGAAGAAAGUCCCAUGCGAUGAGAUUCUGUAUGGAACCCUACAUUGGUCUCCAAAUGUCCCAUUGAGUACUCCUGCUCAAAAUGGGACAGUUAAUUUGACCCAGGUUCAUGUCCUCCCGGCGUCCAACCAGAUGCCAGUAAUGAUGACAAACCAUAUUUCACAGACAUCAAAUGUGGCAAAUAAUCAUAACGAUAACGAACCCUUAAGAUUCGCUCCGCCAUCCAGUAUGAGAUCGGGUAUGAUGACCAGACAACAAAUUCCUAUACAGCAUGAGUUCUGUUCGGUCGACAUACUUCCGCCGCCAUACUCGGAAAUUUAAUGAAAGAAUUGGAAUUUGGUCUAAUUGAUUGCGUCGUAAUCAAUCGUUAAACAAAAUAUUCAAAUGAGAAAAACAUAUUUUUAACUAUUAUAGGGGUAUUACAGCAAUGAAGGACGGGGGUAUUUGGUAGGGGGUUUGUGUAAUUUGAUCCGAUUUUCAUCAUGAAGGUACAAAUUUCAUUGUAUUCACAAUUUUAGACAAAUCUUAAAAGCCAUUUUUGCUUUUAACUGCGUUUAAAGAAAUCAGACACAAGCCCUACUAGCUAGGUCAGUGUUUAGAUUCCCGAUAAUCAUGGCAGUCGCGGCUGUUUAUAAAUAUAUGAUCAUUUUAAUAGCUUGUCUCUAAAGGGGUAAUCUUUAAAACUGAUUAUCUUGUAGUUAUGAUAAUAAAGAUUUUCUGACUUCUGUUAACUCUAUAGUAAUUUAAACACUGAAAUUUCCAAGUAUAAAUUAAAACUAAGUUACAGGUCAUUUUAAUACAGUAAGUAGUGGGGCAAAUUGCUUUAUAAAAAGAUAGAGAAGCAGUGGGAAAAUACCCAUGAUAUUAAUUGAAAAUCAAGAGCUUAAGGUAUUCACGUCGUACUAGGUAGGAAUGAACCUUCUCGAAAAGCUACCACACCACAAUCCUUUAGAUUCCUUAAAAAUACCCGACUUGUAACAUGACCGUCAUGCACUUUGAAUGUCAGAAACUCAUAAUUAUGAUAUACUCGAUAUAAUUAACUUUAUACGAGAAGGGUAAAACAUAUGAUUCCAGGACAGAAUUAUAUCAGAUAUGACUUAAUGUUAUAUUUUCGUACGUACAAUAUGACCCUUCGGUGACAUAAUUGUAAUGAAUAUAUAAGCUGUAAAUAAUUACUCGAAAAUUAUAUAAAAGUUGAUGUCUCUUGUGUUGAACGUUAAUUUGAUGUAUAUUAUUAUUAUUGUUUUCUAAUUGCCUUAUAAAAUGUUCCACCAAAUCGCUCCCGUGUAUAUAUCUAUUCUCUAUCUGUAUUGUCCAUAAAUAUUUACAUAUAUUUAUUCUCGCUAACCCAGAUUACCCCACCAACUGCUUCAGUAUUCUUUUCGAAGUUGUCUUCAGGUCAAGAGUAGUGACGCCGGUUUUCCAAAUAAUCCGAGUUCUCGCAGAUGUUAUCUUGCCACAACUUACUGUGAUAUGCAUUUAUUAUUAUAGCCACUGAUCGUCAUUUCAAUUUUCCAUUUCUAAUUUAUUACGGCUUAAUCUGCGUUUAACACAAAAAAAAAAUCAAAAUGUCAACCGGAUUAGAAUUAGUCCCUUUAAAAGAUUUUAACAAAGCCUGUUUGGCCUUACCCCGUUUAUAUCGUCUGCUGAGGGUGCCGAAUUUUGACAAAUAUUUUGACACAUCUUUGUAAAUACUGAACAAAACUGAACCAUUUUGGACUAAAGGCCUAUUCAACUUACACAAUAUUGUAGUUUGCAAAGGAAUAAAAACAACGAAUGACGAUCAGAUGCAACUCGUUUCUGCGAAUUUUGAUGUAUGUUCAUCCCUUAAUAAAGUUAUUAUUUUCCUGUGU